UCAAGAGUCCUUUCGUGUAUCUCGUGUGCGGACAACAGAGGCCGCACUCCGUUCACCGGCCACGCCGUUCGAACCACACUGCUGCUGGACCUCCACCUUGGGCCACUGAAACUUCGUCGACACAAAUCACCGCUCAACUACUAUUAGCUGCCACAGCACGCAGCAGCAGCAUCACAUCUACAGUGGCCAGGCCUGCAAAGGGCCAGUUAGUGCCGAUACAACAAAAUGAGGUUCACCCCCUCCCAUUUUCGAUCCACACUUUCCAAAUCCGCACGUUGGCCAGUGCCGGGCCAUUUUUCUCCGCAUGCAAAUAUAGACAUUAUGUGGAACUGCGUGAUUGUUCAGCCCGUACACAUAGUGAUGCAACCCACAAAUCUCGAUCAAUAGCAAAUCGGACGACUGAUAUUGCCGCGUCCCCAUUUUCACUGAUGGCGUUGGUGUUGCCGCCUCUUGCAAGUGAUGGGCACUCUUGUUUUGCACCGCAAAUGAGGCGC
Acaulospora colombiana is the source of this 494-nucleotide messenger RNA. The record is from the annotation of a GenBank genome assembly. Lineage: Eukaryota; Fungi; Glomeromycota; Glomeromycetes; Diversisporales; Acaulosporaceae.